Messenger RNA from Quercus robur (English oak), 2218 nucleotides. Its product is annotated as putative pentatricopeptide repeat-containing protein At1g68930. Gene Ontology annotation, molecular function: RNA binding; protein binding. Gene Ontology annotation, biological process: RNA modification. Lineage: Eukaryota; Viridiplantae; Streptophyta; Magnoliopsida; Fagales; Fagaceae. The record is from RefSeq and is a predicted model, not a curated record. The coding region runs from base 55 to 1482 and encodes 475 amino acids. The transcript has a single exon.
GUAAAUAACAUAUAUUUUACAUCGAACACCUAGACUUCAAAGCUUAUAAUUUCUAUGUCCAACCAAUGCCACUUCCAAAAUGCACAAAUCGUAGAUUCUAUCACUGGAUUCUUAAACCAUUGUUCUCAAAGUAGGAAUCUUAGGGACAUUAAGAAGCUCCAUGCUCAUCUACUUAGAACAGGCUUGCUCUUUAUUUCCCUUAAUUUUCAUACUGAACUCAUCCAUUCGUACACCACAUGCCUUCACAGAAACAACCCUCAAACCCUGACCAACUUCUUCAAAUGCAUGAAUCCCAAGAACCCAAUUCCCUUUAAUGUUAUAUUAUCCGGCUUUAGCCGAAAUGGGUUGGCAUUUAAUGCACUAAAAACCUUUUCUUUCAUGCACAUCUAUGGUGUGCCUAUAGAUACAUAUACUUUGUGUAGCUCUUUAACAGCUUCCUCUUCUAUCAGAAAUGUUAAAUUUGGUCAGCAGGUACAUGCCCUUGUGGCUAAAUCCGGUUGGUCAUCCAGUGUUUUUGUGGGAAGUGCUCUGGUUGAUUUGUAUUCAAAGUCGUUGAUUAUUGAUGAUGCAGAAGGGGUGUUUGAUGAAAUUCCUGAGAAAAACAGUGUGUGCGCUAAUGCACUGUUGUCAGGUUAUGGUGAGGCCAAGAUGUGGCUUGAGGGACUUAAACUGGUUCGUAAGAUGCCCAUGUUGAAUUUGGAUUAUGAUCACUUCACAUUGUCAGCAAUAUUGCGGGCAUGCGCUGGACUAUCUGCAAUUGAAUUCGGGAUGCAGGUGCACGCCUAUUUGAUUCGUAGAAUAUAUGAUGUGGGAAAGGAUGUGUUUCUUCAGAGUUCAUUGAUUGAAAUGUACGGAAAGUGUGGCCUAGUAGGGAAGGCUUGGCAAGUCUUUAAUUUGGCAGGAAUUGGGAAAGGAAAAGAGCGUCAAAGGGAUGUCGUUUUAUGGACUUCAAUGCUUGGUGUAUAUGGUAGAAAUGGACACAAUGAAGAAGUUGUUAGAUUAUACCAAGAGAUGUUAAAGGAAGGGAUUAAACCAGAUGAGGUGGCAUUUGUGACAGUCCUAUCUGCUUGUGAUCACACUGGCCAAGUGAACCUUGGAGUUGAGUUAUUCAAAUCCAUGACUCAUGACUUCGGGUUGGACCCUGGCCCUGAGCAUUACAGUUGUCUGAUUGACUUGCUUUGUAGGGCUGGUCAGUUGGAUAGGGCAUUGAGGCUGGUGAAUGAGAUGGUCCAUAAAGGACAUGGAAGUUGCAGCGUUUCCAUGUGGGGGGCUUUGCUUAGCGCCUGCAAGGAUUGCGGAAAUAUAGAGUUGGGCAAGUUGGCUGCUCAAAGGGCAAUUGACUUGGAUCCUCAGAAUGUGGGGAUUUAUAUUAUGUUAUCAAAUUUAUAUGCCAAGUUGGGUAUGUGGGAUGAGAUUGAGCAGUUGAGGGAACUGAUGAAAGAGAGAGGGUUAAAGAAAGAUGUUGGAUGUAGUUGGAUUUAGGUCACAUGAUUCUGAAAGAGAAACAUAUGGAGCAUUUGAGGUUUCCUUGUGAAGAGAUACCAUGAUACUGCCUUUAAACUCAAAUUGUGAUGUUGCAAGUAGUCAAAUGGUAGCAUCUAAAGUCGAAACAAGAAGUGAAAAGAAGGGAAUAGGUCUGAAAUUGACAAGUUCUUGGAGAAUUAUUGCAUUAAUCAAAACAAAAGUGAAGCUAGGACCUUACUUUACACCUUUUUUGUUCUCAUAGUUGAUCAUAAUCUUUAAAAAAAUCAUCCUUUGAACUUCAUUUAGUGCUUCCGGCCAAAAUAUCAAAAUAGAACUUCAAUCAGUUGGUGUCUUCUGUAGGCUGAUUGUGCUGAAUGCAACUGCAUAUGCUCUUAAUUUGGUGCAGAUUGGCAUCUAAGAUAUAAGCAAUACAGGCAGUAGGCAUGUACUUUGGGAUGCUCUCAACCAAACAAUCCUGUGCACAAGACUCAUACCAGUAACUUCGUGAGCAGGUUAGCACUUUUCAACCUAACAAACAAAUGCAUCAUCAAUCAAGUUUCAUCAGGGAUUUUAUCUCUCUGUAAGAAAUGGUUGGUUGAUUCACGAUAUAUAAUGGGACUUUGCAUUUGUGCUCACAUAAUUAGUUGUGUAUAUAGACAUAUACACACUUCUCCUUCAUUGUUCUUGUACUUGGAUGAAAGGGACCUCCACCUCAGUUUUGUGAAUUGAAGUAAUAAAAUGACUCAUUUGAUCU